Molecule: messenger RNA, 1107 nt
Organism: Phragmites australis (common reed)
Lineage: Eukaryota; Viridiplantae; Streptophyta; Magnoliopsida; Poales; Poaceae
Product: WAT1-related protein At5g64700-like
Exons: 2
Coding region: 1-1107 (368 amino acids)
Cellular component (GO): plasma membrane
Molecular function (GO): transmembrane transporter activity
Source: RefSeq, a predicted model, not a curated record
AUGGUGGAGGAGAAGAAGACGGCGUGGCCCAUCGAGGCGGUGAUGCUGCCGGCGAGUAUGGUGCUGGUGCAGGCCUUCACCAUGGGCGCCCUGCUCCUGUCCAAGCUCGCGCUCAACGUCGGCAUGGAGCCCUUCGUCCUCCUCGCCUACCGCAACCUCAUCGGCGCCAUCAUUGUCGCUCCAUUUGCCUUCUACUUCGAGAGGGAGAUGGCGAGAAAGGUGAACCCCAAGGUAUGGGGCUGGAUCUCCAUCAACGCUCUCUUCGGUAUCGUGCUGGCAAUGGGACUGCACUACUACGGCCUGCGCGCCACCAACGCCGCCUACUCCGUCAACUUCCUCAACCUCAUCCCCGUGGUCACCUUCGUCAUCGCCGUCGUGCUCCGCGUGGAGAAGCUGGCGGUGCGGACGUGGUCCUGCAAGAUGAAGCUGAUGGGCACGGCCAUCUGCGUGGGUGGCACGAUGGUGGUUAGCCUGUACAAGGGCGAGCAGCUCCACCUGUGGCCCACCCACCUGCUCAAGCACCACGCCGCCGCGGCCGCCCCCGCAGCAGCGGCGCACCACGGCAUGACCAUCGGCACGCUGUACCUGUGUGGCAGCUGCCUGGCGUACGCGUUCUGGUUCAUCGUGCAGGCCCGGGUGGCCAAGGUGUUCCCGUGCAAAUACUUCUCCACGAUGCUGGCGUGCGCGUCCGGCACCGUGCAGGCGCUGCUCAUCGGCGCCGUGAUCCACAGGGACAACCCCUCCGCGUGGCUGCUCACCUGGGACCUGCAGCUCGUCACCGUCGUUUACUCGGGCGUGUUCAACACGGGCGUCACCUUCUGCCUCAUCUCGUGGGCCAUCGCCCGGCGCGGGCCCAUCUACCCGUCCAUGUUCAACUCGCUGGCGCUCAUGGCCACCACCGUCCUCGACUCGCUGCUGCUCGGCACCGCCGUCUCCGUUGGCAGCCUGCUCGGAGCCGUGCUCAUCGUCGUCGGCCUCUACGCCUUCCUCUGGGGCAAAGGCAAGGAGAUGAUGCAACACCAGCAGCAGCAAAGUGCAGCCACCGCCACGUCGGUUGAUCACCGGAGCAACGGUUCUACCACGAACAACGGCGACGAAUGCGUCUAG